AGCGCUCCUCUGCCCUCGCCGAGCGUGUCCACGCGGGUCGGCCUUCGGGCUGCUCACCUGGGGGCCGCGCUCCUCACCGGGGGGCUGAUCAGUGUCUGUGGGGCUCGGGAAUCUACAUUUGCCCCCGUGCCCGAGGCCAUGGGCAGGGAGCCGGGGUUGCACGAGGAGAACUAAGAGGAGCAUCGUCUAGAGUGUAGGAGGACGUAACUGCCAAAGGAGGAAAUACAACGACGCCAGGUUUUCUCUGGCCUUUAGCCGCCCAGUUUGCACCAGAUCAUUUGUUUCCAGCCAAGGCAUUAAUAAUUUGGACGUCUGAUUUGACCAGUUUCAUAGAGACCGUAGACUCUAAGUUGAUGGGGACAAGGGGCCUUUGUAGGUUGUUCCUGAUCUGAGAUGCCACCAUUCUAUAAACUGUGUUUUUUCAGUCAUGGCCUGUUUGGUACCUCAGACUAACAACCCCAGCAGCUGCAAGCAGGGAUGGCCGGGUGCAGAGAAAAGCCCACGCGCCCCCUGGAGCCCCGUGGUGGGGUGCCCGUGGUUUCUGUUCUUGCUUAUGUCCUGUGGUCUUCCCGCCGUCCUGGGGGAGCAUUCUGCUUGCACCCGCUGGGGCCCCUGCCUUCCAGGAGAAGCUGCUCUGCCAGUCGGUCUCUGCCCUUGUCAUCAGCAGCGAGCACACCCUUCUCUGGGUGAGAAGCCCCUGGGGCCCGGAGGGGGGUCCGCGUCCUGCACAUGCAUUUUCACCCCACGGCUUGCGAGAUAAGAGUGGAUUUUUCUGCAGGGGAACUCCUGGGCAGAGGUGUAGAGUGGGGUCUGUGGGGACAGCCUGUUCUUAGCUGACCAGGGACAGCUGUGAGCCCGUGUCCGGUUCCCGCCAAGCAGCUCUUGUGCAGCUGCUUCAGCAGCCUGGCGGCAUACAUGCUUCCUAUUUGUUUAAACUCUUAUUUUUGUCUCAUGUCAGUAAGGGGAACAGAGAGUAGUGCAUGAACGUUCUGUGGUCUCUUCGGCUUUACUGGAAACUACAGCGUUAACGUAUUUUGAAUGAAAAGAUAAGCUAGUGUGAGAGCCAUGCUGGAGCUUUUACCCACUUUUUUCUUCAGCUGGUUUGCUGAGCACCUACUGUGCGCCAGGCUCUGCAGAGGCCGCUGCGGGUGGGGAGCGGGCCUGCCCUCAGGGUGGGAGCCCAGCCCGGGAGACAGGCAGAUGCGUCUUUCCUUCAGCAUGCUUGAGUGCCUCCUGUGAUGACCAGAGUCCAUCCUCUAGCUGAGGUUACAAUGGUGGGGAAAACACAGACAGACAAAUGGAAAACUCCCGCCCUCAAGGAGCUUACGUUUUAGAAGGAAGAAGACAAACUAGAAGCACCUGUCUCCAUCCAGUGGUUUUUAUAUUUGGGAAGGGAAAAAGUUAGGUAACUUCUAAGGAGAACUGCAUAUUAUUUUGGUAAUUCUUAAUUUUAAAAGCCGUUUCCUCCAUCUCCCCCUGACCACCGUCUGGACAGAAGACCUGCUCCUUCUGACCCACAGAUUCUCCCCCACUUGUUGACUCCCCACUUGCCGUCUUUGGAGAGGACAGACUUCUUAAACCUCCCUCUAAUCAGAAAGUGGUUUUAAUAAGCAGUAAGCACCGUGCCUCUCUCGUUUUGCUUCUGGCCCUGCUGGUUUUGAUCAAAUGAAGUCAAACCUGUCUUAAGAGAAGCCAGAAACAUGAAGAAGAAUCUGCCAUCUUACGUCCACCUCCAAACUGAAAGAUCUAGUCAUUUAAUGCUUACAGAGUGGCGGCGCUGAUGGUCGAUGAGGGCACGUAAAGUUGAGGUGCAGGAUGACCGGGAAGAGGCCGUCGGGCCCUGGCAGGCAGCGCCAGCUGCUGGGCCUGCUGGUUGCUGUUGCCGCUGUCCACCUCAUCGCCUGCCCCUAUGCCAAAGUGGAGGAGAGCUUCAGCCUGCAGGCCAUGCACGACCUGCUCUACCACAGGCUGGACGUGGAGAAGUAUGACCAUCUUGAGUUCCCCGGCGUGGUCCCCAGGACGUUCCUCGGGCCGGUGCUGAUCGCGGUGCUGUCCAGCCCUGCCGUUUGUGUGCUCUCGCUGUUAGAAAUGUCCAAGUCUUACGCUCAGCUAGUAGUCAGAGCUGUUCUCGGACUCAGCGUGAUUUUUGGACUCUGGACUUUGCAAAAGGAAGUGAGACGGCAGUUUGGGACCACGGUGGCUGCCAUGUUCUGCUGGGUGACAGCCUCGCAGUUCCACCUGAUGUUCUACUGCACACGGACGCUCCCCAACGUGCUGGCCCUGCCCGUGGUCCUGCUGGCGCUCACGGCCUGGCUGCAGCAGAAGUGGGCUCGCUUCAUCCGGCUCUCGGCGUUUGCCAUCCUCGUCUUCAGAGCCGAGCUGAGCCUGUUCCUGGGCCUCGUGCUGCUGCUGCUGCUGGGCACCAGGAGGGUCUCAGUGGCGAAGGCCCUGCGCUGCGCCAUCCCGGCUGGGAUUCUCUGCCUGGGACUGACGGUCGCCGUGGACUCCUAUUUUUGGCGCUAUCUCGUGUGGCCAGAAGGAAAAGUGCUUUGGUACAACACCAUCCUGAACAGAAGUUCCAACUGGGGAACCUCCCCACUCCUGUGGUACUUCUACUCGGCGCUGCCCCGCGGCCUGGGCUGCAGCCUGCUCUUCGUGCCCCUGGGCCUUAUGGACAGAAGGGCCCUGGUGCUGCUUCUGCCAUCGCUGGGCUUCGUGGCUCUGUACUCGCUCCUCCCACACAAGGAGCUGCGGUUCAUCAUCUAUACCUUCCCUGUGCUCAAUGUCGUGGCUGCCAGGGGCUGUGCCUGCGUGCUGAAUAAUUAUAAGAAGUCUUGGCUGUAUAAAGUGGGGUCCCUCCUCGUGAUAGGGCACCUCGUGGUGAAUGCCACGUACUCGGCCACGGCUCUGUAUGUGUCCCACUUCAACUAUCCUGGUGGCAUGGCGAUGCAGAGGCUGCACGAGCUUGUGCCCCCCCGGACAGAUGUCGUUCUGCACAUCGACGUGGCUGCUGCACAGACAGGCGUGUCUCGGUUUUUGGAAGUCAACAGCGCCUGGAGGUACGAGAAGAGGGAAGAUCUGCAGCCCGGGUCAGAGCGCAUGCUGGCCUACACGCACCUCCUCAUGGAGGCAGCCCCUGGGCACCUGGCCCUCUACAGGGACACACACCGGGUCCUGGCCAGCAUCGCAGGCACCACUGGGGUGAGUCUGAACCUGACCAGACUGCCUCCCUUUGACAUCAACCUGCAGACAAAGCUGGUGCUUCUGGAGAGACUCCUCCCCUCCUGAGAAGGAACCACAGUCCCUCCAAGAACCUCGGAGCUCCUCCAACAUUGUGACAACUGAGACAGUUCAGAGAAACAAUCAAAGAACCACAGACAUGCCCCUGGGAAGCAGGCCGGGCCCAUCCACAGACACACCAGGGGCGGGCCCACGUCCAUGCUGCACUCCGCUUUGAGAAUGAGGGGCCCAGCACCACUGCCAAGGUGACUGGGCGACAAAAUGGUU
Messenger RNA from Diceros bicornis minor, 3507 nucleotides. It is a transcript of the gene ALG12, whose product is annotated as ALG12 alpha-1,6-mannosyltransferase. The transcript has 10 exons. Lineage: Eukaryota; Metazoa; Chordata; Mammalia; Perissodactyla; Rhinocerotidae. Bases 1816 to 3288 code for a protein of 490 amino acids. The record is from RefSeq and is a predicted model, not a curated record. Gene Ontology annotation, cellular component: endoplasmic reticulum membrane. Gene Ontology annotation, molecular function: alpha-1,6-mannosyltransferase activity. Gene Ontology annotation, biological process: protein N-linked glycosylation.